AGAGAGAGAGUACAAGCGGAAGACUGCGGCGCGUGCGUUUCGUGUAGUAGCUCGUUCCGUCAGUUCCGUACAGUUCCAGAGAUAUGACCGAUGGGUACCAGUUUAUAAGGUUUAUUUACAACGAGGAUCAGGAGCAGACGACAGACGGUAACUGUAGGAACACUCGUUAUCGUUAUGGUAGAUACUGCGCAGCUCUGUGGUGCGCGAACACUAGCCUCAAUUCUGAUGUGUCCUUCUUUAGUUUCCCUACGGAUGCUAGGCUCGAGAAGUGGAUACACUACUCGAAUAGGCCACGUUUCCGUGAAGACUCGAUGGUGACGAUACGUGGGAGGCGCCUGUGCGCGGAUCAUUUCGGAGUGAGCGCUUUCACCAACCGGCUGACACGAAAUCGGCUGAGGAUAAUCGCAUGUCCGACUGUCAAAGUGACCAACCCAAGGCUGAAGAAGCUCGUCCCACCAGAGUUCUUUGACGAUGGCCAAGACUCGUCAACAGUGCCCGCUCCCACCUCAAGUACUCUGGGAGAAUCAACACAGUCAUUGCCACCUGAACCACCGACUACUGACUGUGCCAAGGAAGUAGACAUCGAUUCGGUCGAAGUAAUAACGGGCAUAGACGCGGACAAAAGUAUUGAUGCAUGUUUGGCAAGUCCUCCAGCAUCACCAGCUUUCGAAUACGAACAAUCACCUGACAAUAGACUGUCAGAUCCUUCAGAGGAGGAUGCUUGCCCUGACGACUCUCAUCUCCAAAGUGACGGCGUCGAAUCGCACGCUUCCGAAGGCAAUGACCUCGAUUACAGCAGCCCGGAAUCCGACAGCGACGACGAGGAGGCGACGAUGAUGAACAUUGACACGUUGCCGGUAGAGGAGCUCCGCACGUCGCUUCGCAAUGUUUACCGGAAGUACCGUCGAUUAAAGGCCGUUCAUUCGGAGACGACACAACUGCUCGAAGAAUCCUCCGGCAAGGUGGAACGGCUUGAAGCCGCUCUCUCCGAGCUAAGGUUGGAGCAUCGUGACGCGAGCUAAGCUUGGAUGUAGACGAAGGAAGGGAAAGUUUCCGGAACCGUUGACUUCGACUUCAUUAUGCAUGUCGCAUCAUCCGUGUCGGAAGUGUGAAAACUUUGUGAGGUGGGAACGCAUACAAGUGAAGUGUUGUGUCAAGCUUGAAGGCGAGCUGGAAUAAAAGUUUUGCCUGUUUUA
Messenger RNA from Ixodes scapularis (black-legged tick), 1196 nucleotides. RefSeq lists its product as uncharacterized. Bases 84 to 1022 code for a protein of 312 amino acids. NCBI's taxonomy places the organism in Eukaryota, Metazoa, Arthropoda, Arachnida, Ixodida, Ixodidae. The transcript is spliced from 6 exons. The record is from RefSeq and is a predicted model, not a curated record.